CCAAGCCUCUCUUGCUUGUUGUUUCUACACUACAUGCCGGCCUAAAAUAGUUUACUAUAUAUUUGUUAACAACGAUGAUUCUAUUAUAGAACAACUUUGGGUUCACCGCCCUCGUUCUUCAUUACUUAGCAUCAUCAUCUUUAAUUGGUUAUGCCUUUAUCUCUCUGCAUAUUCGUAGUUUCUGAUAAGUAAGAAGAAUCUGUGAGAGCAAAGAUCAGAGAUCGUAGUAUCUCAGAAAUGGCCGCCGGAGAUAAAGAAGAACCUGAAAGAACGUUGCAGGAAACAGCGACGUGGGCUGUGGCGGUGGUGUGCUUUGUGUUGCUGGCGAUUUCAAUCUUCAUCGAACAUAUCAUUCACGCUAUUGGAAAAUGGUUCAAGAAGAAGAAUAAGAUUGCUCUCUAUGAAGCCCUUCAAAAGGUCAAAGGAGAGCUGAUGUUGAUGGGAUUCCUAUCGUUUUUGUUGACGAUGCUGCAAAAUCCAAUAUCGACGACGUGCAUAUCAAGGGAAGUGGCAUCCACGUGGCGACCCUGCGCGUCUUCACAGUACAAGGGCAAGGCAAAAGAAGCCGGCCCCAAUUCUAGGAAGCUGCUCGAAUAUUCUUCACGCCGUUUCCUAGCCGCUAAGGGAUACGACAUAUGUGGAGAGGGUAAAGUGGCGUUUGUGUCUGCUUAUGGGAUUCAUCAGCUGCAUGUAUUUAUGUUUGUGCUGGCAGUGUUUCAUAUUCUGCAGUGCACUAUGACGUUAGUUUUGGGAAGGACCAAGAUGAGAAAAUGGAAGAAGUGGGAAAGUGAGACAAAGACAUUAGAAUAUCAAUUCUACAAUGAUCCAGAGAGGUUCCGGUUUACAAGGGACACGACAUUCGGACGAAAGCAUUUGAACAUAUGGAGUCAAUCAUCAAUUUCCCUAUGGAUUGCAAGCUUGUUCAGGCAAUUCUUUGGAUCAGUUUCCAGGGCAGACUAUUUGACACUGAGGCGUGGAUUUAUCAUGGCUCAUUUACCUCCGGGAAGCGAAGCAAGCUUUGAUUUCCAAAAAUACAUCCAAAGAUCACUUGAUGAGGAUUUCAAGGUUGUCGUGGGAAUAAGCCCAAUCAUAUGGUUCCUUGCCGUCUUAUUAUUCUUGACCAAUACUCAUGGAUGGAACUCUCAGUUUUGGCUUCCAUUCAUCCCAUUAAUUAUAAUAUUAUUGGUGGGAGCAAAGCUACAAAUGAUAAUAUCAAAGAUGGGACUGAGGAUCCAAGAAAGAGGGGCAGUAUUGAAAGGAGCACCAGUGGUGGAGCCUGGUGAUAAUCUCUUCUGGUUCAACCGACCUCGCUUUCUUCUCAACUUGAUUCAUUUUGUCCUCUUUCAGAAUGCAUUUCAGCUCGCAUUUUUCGUUUGGUCAGCUCUUGUGUUCGGCUUAAGGUCGUGCUUCCAUAGAACCGAUCCAGACAUCGCGAUUAAAAUUACAACGGGGAUUCUCAUACAAGUUCUAUGCAGCUAUGUGACUCUGCCUCUUUAUGCUCUCGUUACACAGAUGGGAUCGAGCAUGAAACCGACAGUAUUCAACAAGACAGUAGCAACAGCACUGAAGAAGUGGCACCAAACAGCCAGGAAAAACGUUAAAGACAGCAAGCAUUCAAAGGCAAACACGCCCUUAUCAAGCGCAGCUACAAGCCCUGUCCAUGGGAUGUCCCCAGUUCAUCUUCUCCACAAGAACCCUGGCCGAAGUGACAGUGUCAGUGCCCCAACUUCUCCAACGCCACGUGGCCUCCAAUAUGACCGUUGGGACGUUGAAGCUGGGCCAUCGUACCCUACAACGCAAGUCCAUGGCAUCCAAAUGAUGCCUCCUCAACAUCAUCAUCAUCAUCACCAUGACAAGCCUCUUGAUCUUAGAUGAGUCAAUGAUGAGCAUGAGUCUCUCCAUUUUUUUCACUCUCAUUCUCUUUUUAUUUUUCAAACAUGAUCAUUCAUUAAAUCUAUGAUUAAAACAAAUUCAUUUAAUAAAAUGAUAUUAAUGGUCAUGAUUAGAAAGUGAAGGGAAAAGGAGAGUGAAGAAAUUGAGAAACCCUCUCCUGUCUAAGAUUUGAUUAUGUGUGUAAUAUUAAUGUAAUAUAUUUUGUGAGUAAUAAUAUGGUUGUUCUA
Prosopis cineraria is the source of this 2120-nucleotide messenger RNA. RefSeq names its product MLO-like protein 12. Bases 238 to 1875 code for a protein of 545 amino acids. Gene Ontology annotation, cellular component: membrane. Lineage: Eukaryota; Viridiplantae; Streptophyta; Magnoliopsida; Fabales; Fabaceae. The record is from RefSeq and is a predicted model, not a curated record. The transcript is spliced from 15 exons. Gene Ontology annotation, biological process: defense response.